Molecule: messenger RNA, 2160 nt
Organism: Phlebotomus papatasi
Lineage: Eukaryota; Metazoa; Arthropoda; Insecta; Diptera; Psychodidae
Gene: Ssdp
Product: single-stranded DNA-binding protein 3
Exons: 8
Coding region: 432-1715 (427 amino acids)
Biological process (GO): positive regulation of transcription by RNA polymerase II
Cellular component (GO): nucleus
Molecular function (GO): single-stranded DNA binding; protein binding
Source: RefSeq, a predicted model, not a curated record
UAGCAUCGCUGAAAAAGAGAGAAAGAAGAAGCAGAAGAAGUGAAAAGUUUCCUCCUCUUGGAAAUCUGCUGUUUUUGCUGCGUAUUCACCUAUUUUAGGUGUUCUAUUUACAAAUAUUGUGAUGUGUUAAGCUACACAGAAGUGAAUAGUCAAGUGGGGAACGUGUAAUGUGAUUUUGGGGCUUAAUACGAAGCAGCCAACCAAGAGGGUGAAAGAGUGUUUAUUUGGCGUUGUCUGAUUCGGCACCUGGCGCCCUCUCACCGGGCUACACCUGAAGCCCCGGACUGCAGGCAGAUAGCACAGAGAGGCCCCACAAACGCUUCUCCCCGCGCAGAGAUUCUCAUAGAAAGCUCCCGGAGCCCCCCUGAGAUUCAGGGUACUUUUUUCUUGUGGAUCAGUUGUGAUUAAUCGGCAAAAUAGUGGCUGGAAAAAUGUAUGGGAAAUCAAAGAAUUCAACAGUGCCGUCAGACGCACAGGCGCGUGAGAAGCUCGCUCUCUACGUCUACGAGUACCUUCUGCAUGUUGGUGCUCAGAAGGCGGCACAGACUUUCCUGUCGGAAAUCCGAUGGGAGAAAAAUAUCACGUUGGGCGAACCACCAGGCUUCCUGCAUUCGUGGUGGUGCGUCUUCUGGGACCUCUACUGCGCAGCACCCGAAAGACGUGAUCAGUGCGAUCAUUCGUCCGAAGCCAAGGCCUUCCACGAUUAUGGCUUCGUCAGUUCUGGCUACGGAGUUAAUGGAAUUGCACAUAACACGGGACCGGCUCCCAGUCCUCUAGGACAGCUGCCGCCUAACGAUGGGAUGCCCGGCGGACCAAUGGCGCCCAAUUUCUUCCCUGUGAACACGGACAAAAUUCUUUACUUGCAGCCAUUCAUGGGCGCUCCCAGAUACCCGUCUGGCCCCAGACCCGGCGUCCGGAUGCCACAAGGCAUUGGGAAUGAUUUCAAUGGACCACCAGGUCAACCAAUGAUGCCAAACAAUAUGGAUCCGUCACGACAAGGUGAAGCUGGCGAAUUUGUGGCGUGGCAAGGCGGCCCACCAGGCAUUGGUCCCAUGAAUCCACGUAUGAAUCCACCGCGUGGUCCCGGAAUGGGUCCCAUGGGCCCAGGUAGUUAUGGUCCCACUGGAAUUCGCGGUCCACCGCCGCCCAACAGCACUCUUGGAGGCCCUGGAGGCCCCGGAUUGCCGCCUGGCAUGGGAAUUGCAGGUGGACGUCCUCAGUGGCAACCCAAUACGUCCACUACCAUGAGCUAUUCCUCCUCAUCACCAGGAACGUACGGAGGUCCACCUGGUUCUGGUCCUCCAGGUCCUGGUACUCCCAUCAUGCCCUCGCCUCAGGAUUCCAGUAAUUCCGGUGGCGAGAAUAUGUACACGUUGAUGAAGCCGGUGCCCAGUGGAAAUAUGGGUGGGGAAUUCCCGAUGGGCGGCGGACCUGAUGGCGGUCAGAUGGGGCCAAUGGGUCCAUCAUCGAUGGGUCCAGUGCUCAAUGGUGACGGCCUCGACGGCAUGAAAAACUCCCCGGCCAACGGGGGCCCCGGAACACCGAGAGAGGACUCUGGCAGUGGUAUGGGUGACUACAAUUUGGGCGCCUUCGCAGGACCAGGCGAGAAUGAUCAGACGGAAUCAGCGGCUAUUCUGAAGAUUAAAGAAAGUAUGCAAGAGGAGGCGAAGAGGUUCGAGAAGGAUUCAGAUCAUCCGGACUAUUUUAUGCAGUAAAGUGUCUCAUUUUUUUUGGGCACUGUGCUGUGUGUAAACUUUCAAUGUUACAUUUUUUGGUGUUUUUUUUUUACUGUGGGAGAUAUUGGCUGAAUCUCGCACCGAUUCCAAUGAGAUGAGCAAAAUUGUAGAAAAAAAAGGAAAUAUUUAAUCUAUAAGUAUAAAAGUCUCAAUGUAGCUUUCUCCCCAUCAACCCCUCCCUAUACAAGAAACACCUCUCCAGGAAAUAUCUUCUUUUAUCCUCUAUUUCUGUAGGAUCAAAUGGAUUCCAAUUGUCUCUAAAAUUAAGUGCAAAGAUAGUCUUUUUUUGGUGACGAGUCGCGUGAAUGCGAUAAAAAAAAUAUUAAAAAAAAAUAGAAAUAGUGGAUCUAAAUUAUAUGAAAGGAAUAUCGAUUAGAUUAAUGGAAAAGUGUAAGUUAAUUUUAAAUACAUACAUAUAUACAAA